This is a messenger RNA of Meloidogyne enterolobii, 1167 nucleotides long. NCBI's taxonomy places the organism in Eukaryota, Metazoa, Nematoda, Chromadorea, Rhabditida, Meloidogynidae. The record is from the annotation of a GenBank genome assembly.
AUGUAUCCUAUGAAACCUUAUAAUGAGGGAAUUGUUGUUAAACCGGCAAAGAUUGUUUAUGAAGUAUCUAGUUAUCAUAUAAAUUCUACAAAAAACAUUGAAAAUCAAAUGAGUAAAUUAGAAAUUAAAAAAGAUGAAAUAAAACCAAAAGAAUCUACAAAAAAGGUUGCAAAGUCUCCAUCAAAACAUCAACCUUUAAAUUCAAAAGAUAACGAAGUAAUUAUUAAACGUCUUUUAGAAUUAUCUAAACAAUUGGAUAUUUUUAUUGCGAAAGAAGGAGGCGAUAGUAAAAAUAAGAAGCAGGAGGAAAAAUGUUUGACUGAAACUUCCCAAAAUGUUUCAAAAAAGAAAGAGAAAAAGACUGAGACAAAUAAAUCUUCUGAUGUUCCUUGUCAAAAUAAACCUUUAAAUUCUUCAACAAACAGCCAACCAACUUCGCCCAAUAUUCAAACAACGCUUUCAAUUGAUGGAGGAUCGAAAUUUUCGUUUAAAGAACAACCAAAAAAUUCGCCAGAUAUUGUACAUGCCAGUGUUACUCCAACUACUGUACGUUUUCCUAUUCAUAAUUAUGAAGAUGUUGAUUUACAAAAAUGCUUUAUUGGAUCUAAAAUAAAUUGCAUUUUGCAAGAAUUUGAUAAACCUUUGGUUAAAUUGUUUAAAAUAAUUGGUUUGAAAAGAAAUGUCUAUUUUAUUGAAAAAGGAACGAACGAAGAAAGUAUUGAACGGGAAGGUGAAGCCAUAUCGAUUGAAAUUAGUUAUGGUCAGAAAGGUAAGAGAAUGUACAUUUUGAGUGAUUUAUCUUUUUUAGCUAAAAUUAGUGGAAAUGGCUUUGAUUUGGUUGGUGAAUUGGCUAUUUGGAAAUUUAUUGGUUCUCUGCUUGGUCUUUACUCAUUCAAUGAUGCAUCUGUUUCAUUAAAGAGUGAUAAGUGGCUUUUGGAGGCUUCGCUUCUUGAUAAUACUCGAAACAAUUUGGAUGAACUUUCACGUCGAUUAAAUUCAUAUUUGGGCGCUAAUGACUUUUUGAGUUCGUCUCAUGCUAUUUGUCUUGCUGAUAUUGUACUUCGUUCUCGAUUCUCCAAAGAUUAUAAAUUAAUUGAAUGGAAUCAAAUUGCAGCAGCAAAUAAUGUUCAAAUAUGGGCAAAACAUAUUGAUAGUGCUCUUCUUUAA